AUGGAUUUCUGUCUUUUGAGGGCCUCGUACGGCAACGAUAUUCUCGCGCAGCCGACGGAGGAGACGGUCGAAACUGUGGAGUUUUCGGACGGCCUUUUAACUCCCGAAGAAGAGCAAGAGGCGCAUUACCCCUUCGUGGACGCGCCGAUGAAUCUGCUCAUCGACCCGGCACCCCUGCGAAAAGAAAUGGGAGCGCGCCAAAGGCGACGCCUCUCUCUGCUCCGGCGUAUCGCCGACUCUGCGCUCUCUCCAGAGGCUCUGCAUGCACCCCACGCGCCCCCAAAGGCAGACUCGGGAAACGCAGAGGAGACAGCCGCGGCAGACGGCGGGGUCGAGCGCCCAGAGGUCGACCCUGAACCCCCAGAUGUGAGAACCGAUUUAGUUGAGCUCGAUCGCUUUUACCCAGGCUUGGGGCCUUGGCCUUCGACUGCUUUGCUGCAGCGUCUCAAUGCCACGUACGACCGUCUUCCAGGCACUCUGCACGAGGAUUCCAACCCGCAGCUCCACUACCGGACGGAAGUGAAGACCAUCGCAGAAGCACAACUCGAAUUCGAGCGCUGGCGGCCUCGGAUGGGCCUCGAUCGCCUCUACUGGGUACUGGAGGCCGACGAGGAGGCGCAACUCCCCGAUCGAUUCCGGAAGCGCUACAAGGCAGUCCGCCGACAGCUUCUGCCGCCUCCGCGGCAGCAAUUUGCAAACUGGCUCGGCGAGAACUACGUGUCGCCCGACGAGCCGCUCCCUGAGGUUGGAAUUCCUGAAGAGGAGGAAGAACACGCAGUCACACCGUUCAUGCUGCGAUUUAUGGAAUCUUCGUACACGUACACCCCUCCCCUCUCGCCGAUCGACGGCGAAGUGGAUAUGUACGACGAUCCUCCUGAUGCGCCGUGGCGUCGUCGCGUCGAGAGCAAAAUCAGACGCGCCGUCGAGUGGGGCUUUCCAGAGCGCGUGAGGCCGUACCGCACAGGCUUCACAACUUACGACAUCAGUUGGUAUGCCGGAGUCUUGGACGUUGUGGUCAUGAUUCUUCCUGGGCCUUCUCCCCCUGCCGCGAAGAUUCUUUCUCUCCAGGAUUUGAAGCGCUUCCGACAGCUCCUUGGGGAUAUGCUGGAGGAACUGGAAGACAAAGAGCAGCUCUACGUAACGAAGAACCACCAGGUUGUCGUUUCUUCGCUCCCCUUUGGGGCGGAACGGAGGCUCCUCUGCUGUCGAAAAGACUUCAACCUCUUUGCGGGGUCAGAGUGCACGUUCGUGUUUGAUCGCGACGCCUCCGCCAUCCUCAACCCGAUUUCCGACGAGGAGACGGCGGCACUGCUUCUGGACGAAUGCGCGCAAACAGUUUCUUCUGCUCGCCAAAAUCUCCUCCCGCACGAAAAGGCGCUUUUCCCUCAAGACUUCUCCCUCAAGACCGACGCCGCAGUCCGAGCCGAGGCGCUGCGCGAACUGCAUGCAGCCGUCGCGGCCUCUGCGCUCGACGGCCCUCCAACGCCGGCGAGAGACGGCGCUGGAAAGGAGGGAAGCCGCGAAGAGAAAGGCAACCCCGGCGAGCGUGGCGUCGGCGCAGCGACAGCCAAAGAUCGAGGGCAUUUCCUCGCGGAGUUUCUCGGACGGAAAGGCGAAAUUCUCCAAGGGUACCUCUUAGGGUCCCCCAACCCCGCAGUCAUGGUAAUCGCCGUCGGUGGCAAAGUCUGCUUUGUCUCCCACGACCACGUCAAGAAAGUUUACCGCGCCUCGCCCGUGGUUUCCCCGUGGUCCUCGCGUUCCUCGGCUGUCGACGGCGACUUCACUCUGCGCUCGUCCUUCGAGUCGCCGCGUUCGGAAAGGCGAGGAAGGUUUGCUUCGCCGCUGGAGCCGCCAGACGGGCGCGGGGCGCGUGCGCGCGGCCGGAAGGCCCCAGCGGGCUCUUCAGGCGCGGCGAGUGGUCGAUCGCUGGUUUCGCGCGAAGACGAGGCGGAGGCGGAAGACGCCGGAGACACUCGCGAUCUGUUCGACUCCGGUCGGAGUGCUGGCGUGCACGAAGAGGAAGGCGACGCCUUCGACGUGGAAGACGAAGUGCCCGACGGCGAGGAUUUCGGAGACCCGGAAGAGGCGAGUCCCUUCGAGCGACCCGACGAGGCCGAGGAGACGCGAGACGAGUUCGACGAACCCGACUACGAUGCGUACGAGGAAGGCAGCGACGAUGAAGAGUGA
Molecule: messenger RNA, 2187 nt
Organism: Neospora caninum
Lineage: Eukaryota; Apicomplexa; Conoidasida; Eucoccidiorida; Sarcocystidae
Exons: 15
Coding region: 1-2187 (728 amino acids)
Source: RefSeq, a predicted model, not a curated record